AUGGCAGAUAAUUUUAUUGAGGAAUUAUCACACAAGCAGAUACAACCAAAUGUGGAGGACAAAUGGAGUUGGAAGACAAAUCAAAGUGGAUAUUAUUCAACAAAAAGUGGUUAUGAUUUGAUAUGUGGAGAACAUAUGGCAGCUGAGCAGAAUUCAGACUUCGUGAACUUAUGGAAGCUUAAAAUUCCAGCUAAAGCACAAGUGUUUGCUUGGAGAUGUAUAAGGGACAGACUUCCGACAAAGAUGAAUCUAACAAGGCGACAAGUGGUGGUCAAUGACUUCAUGUGCCCACUAUGUGGAGAGGUAGAGGAGGAGGCUGCUCACCUAUUCUUUAACUGCCGCAAUAUCCUACCCAUAUGGUGGGAGUCUUUAUCUUCGAUGGGCUUAUCAACAGCAGUACCCCAAAGUCCUAGGGAUCACUACUUGCAGCAUGUGCCCGAAUUUGCAGAUAGAAAGAAACUUAUAAGUUGGAGGUGUUGGUGGAUUGCAAUGACAUGGCCAACUUGGAAGCUUAGAAACAGAAUAGUAUUCCAAAAUGCCAUUUUUGAUGGAAGAAAAUUGAUGGAAGAUCCAAUCUUAACUCUUUGGAAAUGGCUUAAAACCAUGGACAAGGACUUUGCAAUUCACUUCAAUCAAUGGUCUUCUGACCUGAAGGAAGCGUUUAGGAAUUAG
Messenger RNA from Glycine soja, 672 nucleotides. RefSeq lists its product as uncharacterized. NCBI's taxonomy places the organism in Eukaryota, Viridiplantae, Streptophyta, Magnoliopsida, Fabales, Fabaceae. The transcript has a single exon. The record is from RefSeq and is a predicted model, not a curated record. The coding region runs from base 1 to 672 and encodes 223 amino acids.